Messenger RNA from Ogataea parapolymorpha DL-1, 1836 nucleotides. Its product is annotated as Exocyst complex protein EXO70. Gene Ontology annotation, biological process: exocytosis. Bases 1 to 1836 code for a protein of 611 amino acids. Gene Ontology annotation, cellular component: exocyst. Lineage: Eukaryota; Fungi; Ascomycota; Pichiomycetes; Pichiales; Pichiaceae. The transcript has a single exon. The record is from RefSeq and is a predicted model, not a curated record. Gene Ontology annotation, molecular function: phosphatidylinositol-4,5-bisphosphate binding.
AUGAGUGCUUUGAACGCUUCAAUGAACUUAGGAGCCGGCUCCGAAAUAGCCAUUGACGUUGACGAGGCGGAUAUGUCAAUUCUGGACGAGAAUCUCAAAUUGACAGAUGAGCUAACCGCAACGCUAUCUGCGAAGCUUCACAGGGUUUCAACAAGCAGUGCUCUCGCGAUCAAGUCAAUCAACCCGCUGAUGGUCAAAAUUAACCGUCUCAAAGUGCAGCAGAGAAACUUUCAAAACAUAUUCAAGUUGGUCGAAAAUAUCAAGGACUACGCACAGGAGAUCAGCAGUUUAGACAAAUCAAUGAGCACCUUUAGUGGACUCAACUCCGUCUCACAAAUAACCAGCUUCUGCAACAUUGUUGACAAAUAUCAGGGAAUCCAGCAUGAAUUGGAAUCCAGGAAUUUAAGUGACUUUGAAGGUUUGCGCAAAGGACUUGAUUCGUCUCUACGAGAUGCCGAUGUAACUCUUAAAUUCGAAUUUAUCAAUAAGCUCAAAACAUUAAGCAAGAGGCUCAAAAGCAAUGGUAACAAAUAUGGAAAGGAAGAGGACGAUAUAAUAGUGCAGCUCAAGCUGAUGUAUGAUUUUAUGAAACGCAGCCGUGCAAAGAAUAUGCUAGAUACCCUGAUCAAGGAAAGAGCAGACUAUAAUCUUUCAACUCUUCGUGCGCUUAACUUAGACCUCCCCACCCUUGUCAAAGAUCAAACAUAUUACUACGAUGGAGACAAAAACCAAAGGUACUUUGUUAAUUAUUCCAAAAUGCUGCAAAGUCUUCUCUAUGGAGAGCCUCAUUUUCUUUCCAAGUUCUUCGAUGAUUUCAAUGACAUCAAUCAGCUUCUUUUUGAGAUAUUCUCGCCUUCUCUUGAAAACUUUGUCAACCAGUUCAACAAUUUCUCAAGUUUUGUUGAAAUCCACCAGUCAAGCUACAGCUCCAUGUAUUUUGAAAUUGAUCACGGUCUGUCAUUGAUUCUAAGCGCUUUCAGAAGACUCAACCUGAUAAUUCCACGCCAAAUAUCAGAGCUGGAGUCCGAGUCUCUUACGCAUUGCCAGUCGGUUUUCUCAGGCUCCUUCAAAUAUAUUGACCAACGUUAUUCUGACAUGGUAGUCGGUGACAAUGUGAACGAAACUUUGAACAACACAUUCAUGUCUCUCAUCUCAAGAAUCAGUAAGAUGUGCCAGUUCCAAGAAUAUCAGCUAAAGAUAAUCUCAACCAUGAAGAACGGCAGCUGGUUGCCUGCAUCAAAACCUCCUGGAUUCCAGGAGGUUAGAAUGGGCUCUAACGACCCUACUUUCCUGUUGAGUGUUUUUUAUGGUGAUCUGAUCGAAUAUAACUUCUUCCAGCUUGAACGGAAGUAUAAGCCAAAAAUGAACGAGGAAGACCUUGGAGUUUUCCUGCUAUUCAAUUUAGAUGGGCUACAAAAUUUGCUGGAUAACAGUGGUCGACUGAAGCAGGUUCUUGGACACACAGGGCUCCAGCGAUUAGACAGAAUGAAGAAAAAAGCAAUGGAGAAGGCCACAGCGGAAUGGACAAAAAUGACUACCAAGUUGAUGCAGGCAUCUACCAGACAAGGAGACACGUUCAACCUCACUUCGAAGGAACUAGGAAAACUGAUUGACGAGUUCAACAAGAAUUUCGAAGAGAACUUCAAGAAGAUGCAGCACAAGAAACUUCCUGCAUUCUUCAAAAAGCAGCUGAAUCAGGAUAUUAACAAGAUGCUUGUUCCGGCUUACAGAGUUUUCUACACCAAUUUUACCUCCAGUGGCUCCUCUAAGAGCGUGGUGAAGCAUUUCAAAUAUGAUAUUAAUGGUCUGCAGAAGAAAAUAGCUGACCUAGGUUAA